Drosophila nasuta is the source of this 2768-nucleotide messenger RNA. RefSeq lists its product as uncharacterized. The transcript has a single exon. Bases 260 to 424 code for a protein of 54 amino acids. Lineage: Eukaryota; Metazoa; Arthropoda; Insecta; Diptera; Drosophilidae. The record is from RefSeq and is a predicted model, not a curated record.
GGGGGGCAUAAACAAAUUGUUUAAUAAAUCCUGGCAGUAGUUUCUACUUAAAUAGAUAACAGCUGAUUAAGAGCGUUGCCAUAUAUUGUUUUCUCACUUUGUGUUUUUCAACACUGAUGUUGCUUUCGCUAAUUUGUCAACACUAGCCAAUCGACAGCUGUUCGCCCAUAAAAAAACAAUAAGACGUGAUUUUUAUAUACACGCAGAUAGGAUUUAGUUUUUUGUAUAUAUAAAAACCAGCAAGCUAAACAAUUACUAUAUGGACUGCUGCGGUGGUGAAGUGCGCAGCGAAAGCAUAUACAACAUGCUGCAGGCUCUAGUCGACUCUAAAGUGAUCAACGUGCAAUUGUUUACGAUUGCUGUGGGCAUUUUCUUUGUGGUGCUGUUGCUGAAAAAUAACUUCCGAAGCUUCUCUGGCACAUAGAAGACGGACAGCAGGCAUCCUGUGACGCUUUUAGUGAUUAAUUUAUGUAAUAAUGUAACGUACGCAAUUUAGUUAAGCAUUAAUAAUAAACAUUUCUCAAAAGCACAUAUAAUUUUUGUUCAUUGUUCUUAUUCUUAGAGAGCGGAGCACCUUGGCAAUAAUGACGUCACACUUUUUGGGCCCAGUCGCUUAUAACAAAGCGAUUUUCAGGGUCAGCGACGUUAUUUGGCUGGCAUACGCCUUAUAUGUACAGGCAUGGUAUAUACCACAUGUACAUAAAAGCAAACAUAAUGCAUACUAAUUGUAUUUGAAGGCUGAUUGAACUGCGAGCUUGUGUAUCUAUUUCAUCAGAGUACUAUGAAUGAAUCACUUACCAUCUGAAGAAAAGAUAAGAUAGACAUUCAAGUGUUGCACGCUGAUUUGGCUAAUUAUACUCGGUACCAAGCCAGAAACGGGUAUGAUGAUUUACGGGUAAACAAAGCAUACAAUCUUCUAAGUAAGAUAUUUCCAAUCAUCAACGUAACGAUUUUUUGGAUUCAAACUUAGGACAUUGCUGUUGUCUUCAUAUUCUGCCAAGUUUUAAGAAUUUCAAAUUAUAUACUUACAAACAUAAUUCUCUAUUCAAUUCAAGAUAUCGUAGAAAUUGUUCGCUGUAAAAUCUGAUAUACUGAUUCAAGUAAAAUUGAGAGGCAACUUCUAACAUAAUCUCCAAAAACUCUUUGAGAUCUGAGAGAUAUAGGAACAUAAGAGGAUGUUUGUAAAUUAAGAUCUGUCAAGUUUCCAAUUAUCAUUUAUAUUAAGAUCAUAUGAAGGUUGUCUUCCCUUUAUUUGCCAACGCCUUUUAGCGUCUAUUGAACUUUUGGCCUAAUUCUUGGGGAUAUUUUCAUAAAAUUCCCAUGGCAUGCAACGACGCACGCUUAAUCAAUUUCAAUUGGCAUUUGGUCUAUGCCACAAAUAACUUCAAUUGACCAGCCAUCGACCAUCGAUUGUUGCACGCACUUCCUGGUGCUGUGGCAUGUUGCAAUGCAAUAGACGACGUGACCUACGUCAUUUCAGACUCUUUUUCUCUCUCCCUCUCUCUUUUACUAUGGGCGUAUAGUUUAUGGAAAAUAUGCUACGUGCUUUUUUGCACAAAUUUCUGCAUUAGGAUGCGAAUGCAUUGAAUAAAGCAAACACAGCGAUUGCUGUCAAAGCCUAAAACGUGACAAUUUUACCAGAAAAACAACCCAAAUAAAAUAGAUUCGAUUUUUUUCCCCAAACCAAAAAAAAAAGAACACACACAUGAUAUAGUAAAAUACUACGACUUUAAUGAAAUUUGCACAGUCCAAUAACCCAACACAAAACCGAUUUACAUAAUCGUCGCUUGAACGAAUUGUUGGAAAUCUUUGUCAAUGAACUUGAGGUCGAAAAUUCUGGGAAAAUGGAAAAUGCUGACCGAAGUUCCGCCUUGGCAAUCGAACAAGAAGAAUUGACAAUUACAUUAUAUAAAAGAUUUAUACGAUAAUUCUGAUUCAACUACGAAUAUAUAAAAGUGCAAGAUUUUAAAAUUUUUACUGAAGUGCCAAAGUAAACCAUCAAUUUGAAUAUUUGUUUGUCUCAAUUAAUUGUGCAUUACUUUUUUUCUGAGUGCCGCAUUUAGACAGACAAAAUUCAAUUUUGGUUUAGGCUUCUUCGUCUUCUUCUCCAAAGCAACUCUCGAAUUAUUUCUGUUCUUGUCGGAUACUAAAGCAUUUCCUAGCAUCUCACUUGUGUCAUUACCUUCUGGCAUUGACUGAAGAUCUAGGUUUGAGAUUAAUCCCAAUAGUCCAGCAUAUUGUUCAUUGUGUUGGGCAAUUGUCGUAUUUCGACGUUCCAGCUUCGCCUUCAAUACUUCCACAUCCUUCUUCAACUUGUCCACUUGUCGAGCCCGAACCGUGAUGCAGCUCAUCUCUUCUCGCACCUUUUGAAGCUUCGACUCGAGGAUACUGGCACUUGACUUGACAUCUCCCAUUUGCUGUUUGUAUUUGAGACGCGUCUGCUUGAUCUGCUCCUCCAGAUAGGCGAUGUACAAAUCCUUUUCGGCAGCCUUAUCAUCGCCGUCGAGACGAAAUCUCUUGCAGCAAUCGCCACCAGCACAAAGCUUGAGAUGAUUUCUAUGCUUCCUGCAGAUCUCAUCCCGAUCAAAGCGAAUCUUCGCCAACUCCUGACGCAACGUAUUCACCUCGAGCUCCAAUCGCGCUACUUUAUUCAUCAUUCGAAUCUAGCUAAUCACAGAUUUCCAAAUUUUGAAUCCACUUCUUGGCAAUUUUGUUUGAACACGAAAUAAUAACUUGAGAAAACUUACGAAAUUUUAUAUCACCAAGUC